This is a messenger RNA of Sardina pilchardus (European sardine), 1965 nucleotides long. It is a transcript of the gene tmem88a, whose product is annotated as transmembrane protein 88 a. The record is from RefSeq and is a predicted model, not a curated record. Bases 459 to 1139 code for a protein of 226 amino acids. The transcript has 3 exons. NCBI's taxonomy places the organism in Eukaryota, Metazoa, Chordata, Actinopteri, Clupeiformes, Clupeidae.
GGCAGAGGAACAGGAGGGUGGACAGAAUCUCUGAGAGGAAGGAAAGACUGAGUCAGGAGAAGAGAGAGAGAGAGAGUGAGAGAGAAAGGGAAGAGAAGUUAGGUUUCACUCAGUCACAUUAGUGAGCGCGUGCAGUAAGGAGCAACACAUCGCACUUCUGGUCCACCUGAACACCAGCAAAUAAACACCUACGAGCAUCUGCGGCUCUCGAGAAACAGGAACACAACAAACAAAAAGGACCCACUAGUGGAUUAGUGAUACAGAGGGUACUGACUGGACCAAUAACAUUGACUUUUCUACAACAAGGACUGUUCAACCACCACACAGGUUUGGUCAAGGAGCUACAGGAGCCAACAUUCGCUCCAAGAGUUGAACGUGAGAAGUAAAGUGCCUUGUACAACAAAAAAGAGACGACUCCAGUGAUAGCCAUCAUUACGAACGUUUAGAAGGAGCCAAACAUGAGUCUUUCUCGAAACGGGACUCUGGACAAGUCGCUGACCCAGAUGGGCCACACGGACCUCGGCGAUCACCUACACAACCGCCUCCACCACACCAACUCCGUCUCGUCCAGCACAGCGCCGGCGAACGGCGGCGGAGGCGGUGGCGGCGCCGGUACGGUGGUGGUGCCGCCCCCUUACUCGCUGGCUGGCAGCGGCGGCGGCGGCGGCGGUGGUGGAGGGGGCACCGGCGAGGUUCCGCUGGAGCUGCGCGGCUCGCUGGACUGCUGGGCGUGCUCGGUGCUGGUGACCAUGCAGAACCUCAUCAUCACCACCAUCAACGGCAUCCUGGCCAGCAUCGUGUUCGGCCUCAUCCUGCUGCCCGCCCUCGUCAUGCUCGUGUUCGGCUUCCUGUGCCAUUCCUCGGUGCAGCCGCACGGCACGUCGGUGUACUGCUCGGACCUGCUGGAGGACGAGGGCUGCGUGGCGCUGCUGGUGGUGGGCUUCCUGCUGCUGACCCCCCUCCUGGUGCUGGCGCUGGCCGCCUACUGCCGCCUGGCGCGCCACCUGCAGCUGGGCCUCUGCUUCAUCCCCUACAGCCGCGCCAUCUACAAGAACCUGCCCGCCUCCCACCACCGCGGCCUGGGCUGCUGCGCCUCGCAGGGCGCCGAGCGCGAGGGCAAGGGCAGCGUGUGGGUGUGAGGCCCCUCGGACGAGGCCGGACAUCCCCCAGGGUCCAGAGAGUCAAAGUCCUGCCAUACAUUCAUUAAUUUUUUUUUUUUUUUUGUAAAUUUGUUGGGCCUUUUAUGCCUUUAAUCAGACAGGACAAUGUAGAUUGACAGGAAGUGAAUGGGAGAGAGAGUAGGGGUGGGAUCCGGAAAGGACCACGGGGCGGGAAUCAAACCUGGGUCGCCAGCGUAUGGUGCACGACUGGGACCCAUACAUUAAUUUCUACCUGUGCAUUUAACACAGGUGAUAUCACUAAUUAUCUGAUCUACCUGGCUGAUAAUUAGGAUUAGCCUGGUUUCCCAAAUGGUUGGAUCAAAUCCAAAUACUUGGCAGGACUUUUACUUUCUGGACCCGGGAUGUCCACCUCUGGGUGCCGGACGAGAGAGAGAGAGGAGUGGGGCGGAGUAGACCUGGAUCUGGACACGGGGGCCCACGUACAGGUGGAGUUUUGGGGGGGGGGUUUCCGUCCAGACUUCCAAGUUCAAGCCAUUCAUGGAUUGAUGGACACUUUAAUGGUCAGGAUUGAGUGUGUGAAGUGACCAGUGAUGUGGAUGUAUUAGUCCUGCUGUACGCUGACUGGAUUGGUAGGGUGGGGAAUCUGAGGGUGCUUUCAGGAACAGCAGGAUGCAUGUGAUGCAGAUAGGCAGGACAGACAUACAAAUGAAAAUGUAAUAUUACACUCUGAAUUAUCUACCUUACACUACAGUAUUUUUUUCUUGUGUACAUUUUUAUACUUUGAAGAUACAUGUUUUUCUACUCUGCUAGACUCAAUAAACCGAUUUUUUUUAUUUCCCUGAAA